Verticillium dahliae VdLs.17 is the source of this 638-nucleotide messenger RNA. RefSeq lists its product as uncharacterized. The transcript has a single exon. The record is from RefSeq and is a predicted model, not a curated record. Lineage: Eukaryota; Fungi; Ascomycota; Sordariomycetes; Glomerellales; Plectosphaerellaceae. The coding region runs from base 90 to 464 and encodes 124 amino acids.
CAUCAGAGAAGCCUUGUUAGGUGCCGUUCGUACGAGGUGGCACAUGAUGCUGCGGACCUUUGGGGCAUCAUUGGGCAGUCGCCAAGUCAAUGGAUCACCAUGAUCUUCCCCUCGGUCAAUUGGGAGCACCCUCAAACACCAACAGCUCACCGACCUUUUUCGUUCUCUUUCGCCCCUGUCACAUCUCGUCUUCGACGUCUGGGACAUGCGAGGGCUUGAGUCAGCCAGCGAGAGCACCCAAUCCUUUCGACGCACCAAGCUCAUAUUGCGAAACCCCACGCUUCUAUCUACAUAGAGCGCACGUUCAACCCAUUAGCACGGAGAGCGUUGGGAGUGAUGCACCACCAUUGGCGCCACUGGUGUGCGAGGCACGGCCGAUCACUCGCCUCCUUCAGCUUUUCUCUGAUAACUGUAAGGACGGCUAUUUUCUCUGCCCUUGUAGGCUAUUCGCUCUACCCGACUAGGGUAAAUGCACGCUAGACAGGGGAUAAGCCAGAAACACAGCUCUACUACCUAAAUUAGCUAGGGCAACUAUAUACCUUUGCUCGUCUUUUAUACCUUUAAGUUUCUAGUAAAGUAGGCGAGUUACUAAAUAGGUAGUAGUAGCCCUUAGCGGCCUAAGGUAGCUAGUACUAAUC